AAGAGGUAUCGACCAUUAGGUGGCAGCAGUACGUGCAGUCACUGAUAAUGCGACGUAAAAGGAAAAAGUAAAGAAGAAGAAGGAGACAAACAAACCCGCGUGAUUUGGAAUUGGACGAUAUAAUCGUUUAAAAGGAUGGGGAGCAGCAGUCGAGCAGGGUUUGGAGUCAUAGACAGCGACUCGAGCGAUUCCGAGCAGCUCCCUUUGAUCGAUUUCUCCCAAAGAACAAGGACACCGGCGUGUUCAGGCUCUGCAAUCGCUCGUCCGGUCUCGGCUGGAGAAAAAGUCUUCACUGUCAGCAGUGAGAGUGAGGAUGAAGAGGCUUUCGUUCCUCUGGCUGUCAGGCUGAAACAGAAAGCUAUAAAGAGCACGAGUGUGAGUCAGAGCUCGUCUGCGAACCAGAACGGAGCCCUGAACGAGAAGGUCGAUGGAACAGUUCAGGUUUUAGGACGUGAUCCAUGUGCUGCGAGGCGGGACGGAAAAACAGGAUCUAACUCCGCUACGGAGGAAGACGCCGCCAUCCGGAAGCGCAAACGCACCUUGGAGGAGAUGGAGGCGAGCAGAGAGGAGGCCCUGCGCAGGAAAGCCGAGCGAGAGAAGCAGAGCGGAGAGAGGGAGCGACUGAGGGCGGAGAAGAAAGCGCUAACGGAGGUAGUGAAGGCCAUGAGACCGGACGAGUGCAUCAAUCACAUGGUGGCGGUGGUGGAUCCGGGCCUGUUGCAGAUGGAAGGUGGUGGUGAUCUCCUGACCUCACUGCACACGAUGGGAUGCAGCUGUGCCAUUGAGAAGCAGCCGCUACCACGGAGUGUGUCCUGGGUUAGACGUGCAACCUGUCCUCAGACCGGAGAAGCGCUGUCGCUGCCCGAAGCUCUCGUGGCGAUCCAAGUCCCGGUGGACGACUUCAUCGGCAUGGUUCACGCUUUCACGCAGAAGAGCAGAGCAGGAACGAGCGAGCACGGCGUAACCCUGACCGAUUGGGUUCUCCGUCUCAUGGCGAGAAACUCAGAGCGGACCCUCAGUCUGGCCGUGAUCGACAUCGAGAAAUAUUAUAAGAGUCAGAGCUCUAAGGGGCGGCAGAAGUUUCGGGAGGCGGUGUUGGGGAACGAGACGCAGAAGAGGAAGAGGAUGGACGUGAAACAGCUCCCUGAUGUCUCUCGGGUGGAAGUGGAGGAGGCUUUAGUCGACCUCCAGCUGCACGCGGGAGUCCAAGUGCACUUUCACUCGACCUGGAAAGACUUCACUAAUUACGUUACUAUGACAACCAAGGCAGUAGCUGAAGCGCCGUUCAAGCGAGAGCGAGACCAGACAGGUUUUAGCUUUUGUCUGGAGAGCGAGUGGGCAGGUGGUCAGAAGGUGGAUCGUGCAGGGAAAGGACUUCUGCAGGUGUGGAAGAGGCAGAUCCAGCAGCUGAACCGCGUCAGCGCGGACAUGGCUACAGCGGUCCUCAGCACCUACCCCUCUCCUCAGCUCCUUCUUCAGGCGUACACGCGGUGUAAGACGGAUCGCGAGAGGGCAGCGCUGCUAUCAGACGUUCUGAUUCGUCGAGGGGAGGGAGUGACGUCAACGACGCGCAGGAUCGGCCCUGAGCUCUCCAAGCGUAUCUUUCUGAUGAUGAUGUCAUCAGACCCCCAGCAAACCCUCGAAUCCGUGUCCUAAACAAGCAGUGACAAAGAAA
Messenger RNA from Silurus meridionalis, 1675 nucleotides. RefSeq names its product essential meiotic structure-specific endonuclease 1 (gene eme1). Bases 136 to 1656 code for a protein of 506 amino acids. Gene Ontology annotation, biological process: mitotic intra-S DNA damage checkpoint signaling; replication fork processing; resolution of meiotic recombination intermediates. NCBI's taxonomy places the organism in Eukaryota, Metazoa, Chordata, Actinopteri, Siluriformes, Siluridae. Gene Ontology annotation, molecular function: DNA binding; nuclease activity. The transcript has 9 exons. The record is from RefSeq and is a predicted model, not a curated record. Gene Ontology annotation, cellular component: Holliday junction resolvase complex; nucleus.